Molecule: messenger RNA, 517 nt
Organism: Mangifera indica (mango)
Lineage: Eukaryota; Viridiplantae; Streptophyta; Magnoliopsida; Sapindales; Anacardiaceae
Exons: 2
Coding region: 72-335 (87 amino acids)
Source: RefSeq, a predicted model, not a curated record
UGGCAAUCUAAACAAGACCAUAAAAUUCAACAUCUCCAUUUCUUUCAUUUCAUUCUCAAAAUUAACACCAAAUGUGUCCUCUGAGACUCAUUCUGGUAUUUCUUUCCGCCACUCUCGCCGGUUUUUUCCUCAUCAGGAACCUCAAAUCCCAGCCCGAACAUGUUCUUGAUUCCGACAACAGCUCCGCCACUAAUUCGUCGACCCAUCAGCCCACCUCCACUCCUUUCUCCAAGGUUCGUUUAACAAUGGAGACUGGGUUCUGGACUUUUGUGGACAUGGCUAGUGGUAAAUAUUUGUGGAGGCAUUUGGUUUCUUCUUCACCAAAACGUGCUUAGUUGAAAAUUUUGUUUUUGAUUGUGUGAUUGUUGUUGUUGUAUUUGUAAGAAAAAAAUUGUGAUUACAUCAAUUACAUGAGCAAUUUAAAAUGGUUGUUUAAGAUGGUGUUGUGGGAAAUGAAAAAAAGUGAACAAUAAUUGUAUUUUUUGUGUUUUUGUGAAUUGGAUUUUGGUAAAUUGUC